CCGCGGAAGAGACGUGUGUUGGACUCUUGGAGUGUUUUUCUCUGGGUUCUGAUGAACAACACUCGGUUUCUGCGGUUUCCGUGGCCGGUGCGCCUCUUCCCCGGAGCCUGUCCGGUAACAGGCUGUUGGGACUUUGAGGCCACUUUGCUCAGUGAGCGAGUCUGUGGACAGUUCAACCACCACCCUGUUUGUUUAGUCGGGUCUUUAAUCCUGACAGAAGAUGCUUGACAUGGAUGAAGAGGAGCACGGAGCAGAGUGUGUCGGCAGAUUCCAGCAGCUCAGACACACGGCGGCGUCUUCGGUUUCCAGCGGGUUGUCGAUGAAGACUGACUGGUCCAAAGAGCGUCCUCCACACUUCAGUGCUGAACCUGCUCAUCCAGACACGCUAUGUCAGCAGCUCAGACACACAGCAGAGUCUUCAGUAUCCAGCGGGUUGUCGAUGAAGACUGACUGGUCCAAAGAGCGUCCUCCACACUUCAGUGCUGAACCUGGAGCUUCACCCGCAAAGAGGAGGAGGACUGAUGUCUGUGAGGAGCAGCAGCUGUCCUGCUGUGCUUUGUGUCGGGACGUCCUGAAGGAUCCAGUCUGGUGGAGCUGUGGACACCAGGUCUGCAGACAGUGCAGCAGCUCACACUGGGACCAGGGUUCUGCUUCAGGAGCCUCCUGCUGUCCUCAGUCUGCAGAAAGAUCCAGAAGCAGAGCUGCACACAGUGUGGGUCUGCAGCAGCUUCUAGAAGAACACAAGAGGAGUGUGAGGAGGAGAUGUGAACGUGUGACUGAAGGAAGUGAUGAAGCAGGAGGAGGAAGCCUCCUCAACAGGAUCUACACUGAGCUCCACAUCACAGAGGGACUCAGUGAGGAGCUUCAGAGGGAACCUGAGCUGCAGCAGCUGGAGACAGCUUCCAGGAAGGAGAGCCUCCAUCACACUGCCAUCAGGGUUCAGGACAUCUUCAAAGCCUCGGCCCAGCAGCUCAGACACAUCCGAGUGGUUGUGACCAGCGGCGUGGCCGGCAGUGGAAAAACCUUCUCGGUGCACAAGUUCAGUCUGGACUGGGCCGAGGGCCUGGAGAACCAGGAUGUCAGUGUGCUGGUGGUGCUCUCCUUCAGGGAGCUGAACCUGCUGGGAGAGCGGCCGUACAGUCUCCUCUCGCUGCUGGCUGUUUUCCAUCCCACGCUCCAGAAGCUGACGGCAGAGGAGCUGGCCGUCUGCAAGCUGCUCUUCAUCUUGGACGGCCUGGAUGAAAGCAGACUUUCUCUGGACUUCAGCAGCAGCCGGCAGCUGCUUGACGUCUCCCAGCAGUCUUCGGUCAGCCUGCUGCUCACUAACCUCAUCCGGGGGGAUCUGCUGCCCUCGGCUCGGGUCUGGAUCACUUCCCGACCAGCGGCAGUCCAUCAGAUUCCUCCAACAUGUGUGGACAGACUGACAGAAGUGCGAGGCUUCACUGACGCCCAGAAGGAGGAGUACUUCAGGAGGAGGCUGAGUGACGAGGAGCUGAGCAGCAGGAUCAUCUCCCACAUCCAGACCUCCAGGAGCCUCCACAUCAUGUGUGGAAUCCCAGUCUUCUGCUGGAUCACUGCUACAGUUCUGGAGCACAUGUUGAGCAGCGAGCAGAGAGGAGAGCUGCCCCAGACCCUGACUGACAUGUACUCCCACUUUGUGCUGGUUCAGACUCACAGGAAGAAGCUCAAGUACCAUGAAGGACCUGAGACGGGUCCACAGGAGCUGACGGAGGCUGACAGGGAGCUUCUUCUGAAGCUGGGCGGGAUGGCCUUGGAACAUCUGGACAGAGGAAACAUCCUGUUCUACCAAGAAGACCUGGAGCAGUGUGGUCUGGAUGUGACUGAGGCCUCGCUGUUCUCUGGAAUCUGUACUCAGAUCUUCAAGAGAGAGUCUGUGAUCUUCCAGAAAGCCGUCUACAGCUUCGUCCAUCUGAGCGUUCAGGAGUUUCUGGCUGCAGCCUUCAUGUUCCACUGUUUCACCAGCAGGAAGACAGACGUGCUGGAGAGCUUCUUCAGGGAGACCAGUGGUGAAUAUUAUCAAAUUUAUGGUGAUCAAUCUGUCGGAUGUCUUGAGGAUUUUUUGGGGAACGUGUUACAGAAAUCCCUCUCGAGUCAGAACGGCCACCUGGACCUGUUUGUCCGCUUCCUUCAUGGCCUCUCUCUGAACUCCAACCAGAGACUCUUAGAAGGUCUGCUGGGUCAGACUGAGAAGAAUCCAGAAAGCCUCCAGAGAGUCAUCGACCGACUGAAGAAGAUCAAGAGUGGAAUAGUAUCUCCUGACAGAAGCAUCAACAUCUUCCACUGUCUGAUGGAGAUGAAGGACCUCUCAGUCCAUCAGGACAUCCAAGAGUUCCUCAGGUCAGAGAAAAGGUCGUUGAGACUCUCUGAGAUCCACUGCUCAGCUCUGGCCUACAUGCUGCAGAUGUCAGACCAGGUCCUGGAGGAGUUGGACCUGGGCAGGUACAACACAUCACAGGAAGGAGAAAGGAGGCUGAUCCCAGCUGUGAGGAACUGCAGGAGGUUUCGGAUUGAUGACUGUGACCUCUCUGACGCUCACUGGGAAGUGAUCUCCUCAGCGCUGAAGGCUGACCCCUCCCUUCUGACUGAGCUGAACCUGAGUGGCAGCAGGCUGGAGGAUUCGUCAGGGGAGAUUCUCUGUGCCGGACUGGAGAGUCCAAACUGUAAACUGGAGACUCUGAGGUUGUGUCGAUGCAGUUUGACAGAGGUCAGCUGUUCUUCUCUGGCCUCAGCUCUGAAGUCCAACCCCUCCCUCCUGGAGCAUCUGAAACAUCUGGACCUGAGUGUGAACCAGCUGCAGGAUUCAGGAGUCCAGCAGCUGUGUGGCUUCCUGGAGAGUCCACUCUGCCGUCUGCAGACUCUCAGGCUGGACAGCUGUACGCUGUCAGACAUGAGCUGUUCUUCUGUGGCCUCAGCUCUGAAGUCGAGUUUCUCCCUCCUGGAACAUCUGAAACAUCUGGACCUGAGCUACAACGAUCUGCUGGAUUCAGGAGUUGAGCAGCUGUGUGGCUUCCUGGAGAGUCCACUCUGCAGUCUGCAGACUCUGAGGCUGUGUAGAUGCAGUUUGUCAAAGAUCAGCUGUUUCUCUGUGGCCUCGGCUCUGAAGUCCAACCCUUCAAUCCUGAAACAUCUGAAACAUCUGGAUCUGAGUGUGAACCAUCUGCAGGAUUCAGGAGUUGAGCAGCUGUGUGGUUUCCUGGAGAGUCCACUCUGUGGUCUGCAGACUCUCAGGCUGGAGUACUGCAGUUUGUCAAAGAUCAGCUGUUCUUCUCUGGUCUCAGCUCUGAAGUUCAACCCCUCCCACCUGAAGGAGCUCGACCUGAGUGACAACGAGCUGCAGAAAGCAGAUGUGCAGCAGCUGGUUGAUCUUCAGCAGAGUCCAGACUGCAGCCUGCAGACUCUGAGCUGGAAGUCGAGUUAGAAGAGACGUUGUGAGAGCAGAGAGGAUGCUGGAGAUCCACUGAGGAGAGCAGAGCUUCGUCCAGCACCGAGUGACUCAGGAACCAACAGAGGAACUGCUGACUGAAGAGCUGUGAGAGUCCAGGCUGGCAUCGAACCAGGGUUCCUCUGGAUGUGACGCACAAUCACUGUGUGUGUGUGGACUGUUCCUCCUCCUCCUCCUCCUCCUGACCCAUUAUGCUCACGCGUAGCUUUUCCUAUAAAUAAAUUUUGUAGAUUAAAGCCUCAAUGUCAGACUGCUGUUGUGCACAGAGGAACUUUACUGAUGUGUCAGAAGCAGUGUUGGGCAAGUUGCUUUUAAAAAGUAAUUGGUUAUAUAUGCUUCUUCAAAAAAAAGUAACUGAGUGAAGUGAGUGAAGACUUUAAAAAGAACUAAUUAGGCAAAGUAACUAUUGCGUUACUUUAAAAAAAUGUGUUUAUGUCAAACAGUUUCAACCACUUCUGAAUGGAACAUGUUCAACUAUUUAUUAUAAAACUGAAUACAUGGUUCAUAAAAUAAAUGCACACUUGGCAGAAUAUACUGUAAACAGGAAACACCACAUUAAUCUGAAUUAUUCAAAUGUUGAUGUGUGAUAACAUGAGACAAGACACUGUCAAAUUUAUUUUGUAACAGUAGAUAGCAUUUCUACAUUUGUACAAUAAUAAUAAAAUACAAUAGAUAUAUGUCAGUAGAUGUCUGUAUUUUCAUUUAAAGCUGCCUUUGAGUGAGCAGGGCUCUCUGUGGCUGUAUCUCUGUCAUGUCAUGUGAUGCACUUUGCGCCAAUUUGUUCCUUCUUUCUGUGUGAAGAUCUCAUUUAGAACUUUCCUGACUGAAGAGUUUGCAACAAUGUAUCUUUUUAAAUGACGUCAUAAUCUAAUUUGACCUAUAUAUGCAAAUUGCCGGCAUGUAAAUUAGAUGAUGACAUCACUUCAAAGUUUUCUGAGUGAGGAGUUUGCAACAAUGUAUCAGUGAAGAAGCAACAUUGUUUUUUUUAACAAAGUCAA
Molecule: messenger RNA, 4461 nt
Organism: Salarias fasciatus (jewelled blenny)
Lineage: Eukaryota; Metazoa; Chordata; Actinopteri; Blenniiformes; Blenniidae
Product: NACHT, LRR and PYD domains-containing protein 12-like
Exons: 12
Coding region: 221-3439 (1072 amino acids)
Molecular function (GO): metal ion binding; protein binding
Source: RefSeq, a predicted model, not a curated record